GCACGUACGCAUGCGUGAACUUGGAUUUCCGGUAUCCAACUGGAUUACGGUCCGCACUGGUAAUACACAAAAAUGUAAACAAAAUAAAUGGCGGGAACUUGUUAAAAAUAUCAUCAUGUCAGAAAUAGUAGAAUACGGAGAGGAAAACGAAGAAGAAAUAGAACUUACUGCAGCUGAAGUUUUACAACAACUAGAACAAGCAUGGUUAAAUGAGAAAUUUUCACCAGAUCUGCUUGAAUGUAAAGUAGAGUUAGUAGAAUGCAUGAUAGAUCAGAUAACAGAAAUGGAAGAAAACAUCAAAAGAGCCAAGAAAGGCGAUUUCAAAAUUAGUAUACACAGGAUGGAGAUAGAUAGAAUAAGAUAUGUUCUCAGCAGUUAUCUAAGGUGUAGAUUACAGAAAAUUGAAAAGUAUACGACAUAUAUUUUGGAACAAGACAAACAAAGAAAGGAAGAAGAACCAUGCAAAUUAUCUCAAGAAGAAUUUACUUUUGCAAAAGAAUAUGCAGAAACCUUAGAAGAACAUUUAAGGAAUGUAGCACUAAGACACAUGCCUCCAAACCUACAGACAUUAGAUCCUAAACAGACAGCUGUAAAGCCAAAUCUUGAAAAGUAUGUCUUCAUGAAGGUUAUAGAAGAUACUGAUGGUGUCCUGGUAGAAGAAGAAACAUUGGAUACUGGGGAAGAAAUAGUAGAUUUACAGAAAGGAGACCAGCAUAUUAUGCGAUAUAAACCAAUAUCAUCUCUGGUAUCAUCUGGUGCUGUGACGUUAAUAUGAUUCAUAUUAUUAUUUUGUUUGUUAUAAUAAAAUACUAUUCAAU
Messenger RNA from Mytilus trossulus (common blue mussel), 818 nucleotides. RefSeq names its product DNA replication complex GINS protein SLD5-like. Gene Ontology annotation, cellular component: GINS complex. The record is from RefSeq and is a predicted model, not a curated record. The transcript is spliced from 7 exons. Lineage: Eukaryota; Metazoa; Mollusca; Bivalvia; Mytilida; Mytilidae. Gene Ontology annotation, biological process: double-strand break repair via break-induced replication; DNA-templated DNA replication. Bases 11 to 775 code for a protein of 254 amino acids.